ACGCACCCACCCACCCGACCGCGCCGCCGCCCCCGUCUCCUCCCACCUCUCUCCCCUCCGGCCGGAUCGGCGAAACCUCCUCCCCCGCCUCCCGCCGCCCACUCCUCCCCCGCCGUCCCCGAGCAACAGCAGCAGCGCUCCGCGUCCGCGCUCCUGGCUUCCGCUCAGGAAAGUAAAUUUCAUUAGACUUGAAGAUGUACUCCGCUCCAGGCAACAAUUCUCUGGCCCUAGCAGCCCCACGGCCAGGAAUGGAGCUGGGCAACGUGCAACAACAUCCCAACCAGGCUUUUGGCCUUGGACCUGGUGGGAAACAACGCUCAUCCAGUCUGGAGGCGCCGAUAAUGCUACUCACAGGCCACCAGAGCGCUGUCUACUGCAUGAAGUUCAACCCUGCUGGAACUGUGAUAGCAUCAGGCUCCCAUGACAAGGAUAUCUUCCUGUGGUAUGUCCAUGGUGAGUGUAAGAACUACAUGGUACUGAGGGGGCACAAGAAUGCUAUCCUUGACCUUCACUGGACCACUGAUGGGAGCCAGAUAAUCUCUGCAAGCCCUGACAAGACUUUGAGGGUCUGGGAUGUUGAAACUGGCAAGCAGGUUAAGAAGAUGGCUGAGCACGCAUCGUUUGUCAACUCAUGUUGCCCGUCACGCAAGUGGCCACCUCUUGUUGUGAGUGGAUCGGACGACGGUACAGCAAAGCUCUGGGACCUGCGUCAGAGAGGGGCUAUCCAAACACUUCCAGACAAGUUCCAGAUUACCGCCGUGAGCUUCUCAGAGGCUGCAGAUAAGGUUUUCACUGGUGGCCUGGACAACGACGUCAAGUGGUGGGAUCUUCGCAAGAAUGAAGUCACAGAAUGUCUCAAAGGGCAUCAGGACAUGAUAACUGGGAUGCAGCUUAGUCCUGAUGGGUCCUACCUCCUCACAAAUGCAAUGGACAAUGAGCUCAAGAUCUGGGAUCUGCGCCCUUACGCACCAGAGAACCGCAACAUCAAGACCUUUACAGGGCAUCAACACAACUUUGAGAAGACCCUGUUGAAGUGCAGCUGGUCACCUGACAAUCGCAAGGUCACUGCUGGGAGUGCUGAUCGCAUGGUCUACAUCUGGGACACGACAUCGAGGCGGAUCUUGUACAAGCUUCCUGGGCACAACGGUUCCGUCAACGAAACCGCUUUCCACCCCACCGAGCCUAUCAUUGGGUCUUGCGGUAGCGACAAGCAGAUUUAUCUCGGGGAGCUUUAGGACGCCAUCACUUCCUCAGCUAGGAGUUCAUGUAAUAUUUGGGUAUGAAAGAGAACUGAAGACCGCAGGUACCAUGUUGCUCUGUCUGAGACAUUGAAUGCUGGAUUGCUGAUCGAAUUUUCAAACUGCUACUUGUUCAGUACC
Molecule: messenger RNA, 1379 nt
Organism: Hordeum vulgare subsp. vulgare (domesticated barley)
Lineage: Eukaryota; Viridiplantae; Streptophyta; Magnoliopsida; Poales; Poaceae
Product: U5 small nuclear ribonucleoprotein 40 kDa protein
Exons: 2
Coding region: 195-1235 (346 amino acids)
Cellular component (GO): catalytic step 2 spliceosome
Molecular function (GO): protein binding; RNA binding
Source: RefSeq, a predicted model, not a curated record